GAUGACAUGUGCGGCUUUCAUUGUUGGGUUUGUUGACAUUUUGCGUGGGCGUAAUUGUUUAUGAUGUCAGUGGAGCGUAAACUAAUUGUGGUUACCGGAUUUGGACCGUUUCUGGGCCACGAAGAAGUCAAUGCCAGCUGGGAAGCUGUUAAAAUACUGCCCGAUGAGAUCAUCGACCAGGAGACAAAAACCAUAUUUAAAAUACAGAAGCAAAUGGUGGCCGUAGAGUAUGCGGCCGUAGAUGAGACAGUUACAGAGAUUUGGAAGCGACAGCCAGAGCUUGUUGUACAUGUUGGCGUUUCGGGCAUUGCCAAAUGCGUUUAUGUAGAAAAAUUGGCCUACAAUCAUCAAUUUCGACGUCCUGACAACACGGGGCAGUAUUUGAGCGGCAGCACUUGCUGCUUGGCAGUAAACGCCAAAGCCAAUGUAUUGCGCUGUGGUCUAAAUGUAGAUAAGAUUGUGGAGGCUGUAAAUGCAACAUGUGACGAGUGCGUGGCACCAAGCCGAGAUAAUAACGAUAAGGCAUUAACGGCUACAAAGGCAUCAAAGAAUGUGGGGGGAUUUCUUUGUGGGUACAUUUACCUCAAGUCCUUGGAUAUGGAUAAAAAGCGCAGUCUGUUUGUGCACGUUCCGCCCAUUGACAAGCCCUUCAAUACUGCGCAGACUUCAAGUAUUGUUUAUAACAUAAUAGCAGAAUGUAUGAGACAGCUCAAUUGUGAUUGUGAAAAGGACUAGAAAAGAUCCAGAUCUAUGUCGCAUUUUGUAUUGAACUACAACUUAUUAUUUUGUUACGCAUAUUUGUUGUUUUAAUA
Drosophila busckii is the source of this 812-nucleotide messenger RNA. RefSeq names its product pyroglutamyl-peptidase 1. Gene Ontology annotation, molecular function: pyroglutamyl-peptidase activity. Gene Ontology annotation, cellular component: cytosol. Gene Ontology annotation, biological process: proteolysis. The coding region runs from base 61 to 735 and encodes 224 amino acids. Lineage: Eukaryota; Metazoa; Arthropoda; Insecta; Diptera; Drosophilidae. The record is from RefSeq and is a predicted model, not a curated record. The transcript is spliced from 2 exons.